GACUUUUCGCUUGAAUCAUGGAUCAUUCAUAACGUAGUAAAUGAUAGAAAAAGCAGUGAUGUUUUCUGUUGGAGUAAUGUAAGAAUUUUUUCUGCCAAAUUGCUAGGCAUAAUUGUACAA
Racocetra persica is the source of this 120-nucleotide messenger RNA. Lineage: Eukaryota; Fungi; Glomeromycota; Glomeromycetes; Diversisporales; Gigasporaceae. The record is from the annotation of a GenBank genome assembly.